This is a messenger RNA of Gadus macrocephalus (Pacific cod), 693 nucleotides long. RefSeq names its product small EDRK-rich factor 2-like. NCBI's taxonomy places the organism in Eukaryota, Metazoa, Chordata, Actinopteri, Gadiformes, Gadidae. The record is from RefSeq and is a predicted model, not a curated record. The transcript has 3 exons. Bases 154 to 342 code for a protein of 62 amino acids.
CAUGCAGUAGAGCAGCAGAUUGCUCUCGUAGCUAGUUCUCGCGUUAAUUGCGUGAUCCCACUACGGAGUCGAAUAUUGGUGCGUCUAUGAGGGAGCAAUCGGCCCUUUGGGUGAGAGUAUCUGCAAUUCGAGAGAAAGACAUCGUCUACGAAAAUGACCAGAGGAAACCAGCGUGAGCUUGCACGAGCGAAGAAUGCCAAAAAGGGUGGCGACAAGGGCAAGAAGGCUGAAGACGGGUUGUCUGCCGCGGCCCGUAAGCAGAGGGAUGCUGAGAUAAUGCAGCAAAAGCAGAAGAAAGCAAACGAUCCCCCAGGUGCAAAGGCCCCUGAACCGGCUAAAUAAUGCCAAUAAGUCUGAGGCGACCCGCCCCCAGCCCCCAUGAACAGCCCAUGUUCAACUUUCUUCCUGAUGUGUAAGAGAAUAUUGGUCUAGAAUCAAAAAUCAACGAUCCUAACAUCGUCCCCCUCCCCGUGGCAGUUGACAUUGCUUGUUGCUUAUUGGAAGUGUAAUUUUUGUUCUGGUGAAAUAAAAGUCUGAGCAAGCAGACCAUCACCCCACCCUGAUAUCGCAUGUCUCGUUCAGGGAUGAUCCGUGCUGCAAUAGAACAAUUGUUAACAUUUACAUGUUGAUUGUGUAUUUUUAUAUCAAAAUGUCCCCUUAUAAGGAUCCAAAUAAAAAAAACUUUUUAGUUCA